Messenger RNA from Styela clava, 3234 nucleotides. Its product is annotated as retinoblastoma-like protein 1. Lineage: Eukaryota; Metazoa; Chordata; Ascidiacea; Stolidobranchia; Styelidae. Gene Ontology annotation, molecular function: RNA polymerase II transcription regulatory region sequence-specific DNA binding. The record is from RefSeq and is a predicted model, not a curated record. Gene Ontology annotation, biological process: regulation of transcription by RNA polymerase II; negative regulation of G1/S transition of mitotic cell cycle; cell differentiation. Gene Ontology annotation, cellular component: chromatin; transcription regulator complex; nucleus.
AUAAUAUUCAUAUUUUCAGUAUUGUACUUAAAGCUUUAAUCAAGCCUGAUAUUGGCAUUUGGCCAUGUCUAGCGAGGAAGAAAAUGAUGCGGCCUGUGACCUCGACCAACGGUACAUGGAGCUCUGCCUUGCUGUUAAUAUGGACAAGCCGACCAUGGAGCAGGCACUUCAAGAUUUUCAAAAUACAAGCAAAAACUAUACACUUGAGGGUGACGGUCUACACUGGCUUGUAUGUGCACUUUAUGUGAAAAGUAGAGAAAGCAUUGUCCCAACUGUGUCAGGAAUGAAUAGUAAAGGCAAUUUCGUUUCCUUGAAUAAGUUGCUGAAAGCUGCAGGCCUCAGUUUUGUAUGCUUUCUGCGCAAAAUGGAAAAGUGGUUAGAAAUGAAUACAAGCAUCGCAUCUGAUUUUCGUGAGCGAAUUGCUUCCCUGGAAAGAAGCUUUUGUGUCAAUACACCAAUCUUCAAAAAAUUUCUUCCUUUGUUCCAAACUGUGUUCUUAGAUCCAUUUGACCCUCAAAACACUCCGACUAAACAUAAAAGUAGGAGACCUAGAAAGGUUCAAUGCACUACAAGUGAUAUCUUCAAAUUUUGUUGGACAACUUUCAUUCAUGCCAAAGCCACUCAAUACAGAGCAAUCACUGAAGACCUUGUGAGUUCUUUCCAACUUCUACUCAGUGUUAUUAAUUUCUGCUUUGCAAAUGCCCUGCAGUGUAAUCAUAGGGCCAAACUUCUGAACCCUGAUUUCGCUGGUUUGCCUGAGAAUUGGGAUAAACCAGAUUUCAAACCACCCACUACACCACCUGAUAUUAUUGGAUUGUUAGUAGAUAAUCAAGCAGCUUCUGGUCUUUCGAGAAUGCAAGCUGAUAACUUUUCAUUUGCGGCUCGGGUAAUUAACAGACAUCAGUUUACUUCAUAUGUUCGAUCCCUUCUUAAUCCUGAAGGGGAUGUUCUGUCAGGUGACGCAGACACAUUGUCGAACUUGUUUUUGCCGCAAAAUUUUGAAAAGAAUAAAAAGGCAAUUGACAUGUGUUAUGAGGAGUAUAUUCUAACUGAAGGAGAUUUUGAUGAACGUAUAUUUUUGUGCGAUGAUGUUGAGCAGGAGCUCGGAACUCCAAUAAAACAAAGAAAGCUUGAAUUGAAAGCACAAUCAGUGGCUGUUGAUAACAUGUCGCCUAUCAAAAUUUCUAUACAAAGACCAGAAAGUGAUAUUACUAUCAAGCCAAAUACUCCCCUAACGAAUAGAAUGCUUUUAGCUGGUCGAGAAUUAGGUAACACUACACCAGUGUCUAGAGCGGUACAAAGUGUUGCUAAACUUCAAUUAUUGUUGCAUGGUCAAGAAUUUGAGUUUUCUGCCAUUUUCAUCAAGGAGAUCCUCCACAAUUCUUCAGAGAUGUCAGAUUCCAUUUCUAGUCGAUUGCAGGAUAUGGGUGUAAAAUUUCUGGAUGCUUAUUGCAAACCUUAUAAGGAUCAGCCAGGUGGUGCCAGAGAUUUUGGUGAGACAAGACUUCAUAUGAUAAAAACCCUCUAUUUUAAAUCACUUCAAAAUAUUAUUUGGCAAGAAAAAAAGCGCAUGGAAGGAAGAAAGAAUGGUGGAAGCUGUGAGCAACUACUAACACGUGAUGAUUUCCAUUUACUUUUGUUUGGUUGUUGUGUGGAGGUUGUUCUCUUUUCUUAUCAUUCAACUCGAGUGUUCCCAUGGGUUCUCGAGGCCACUAACACCAAAGCAUAUUACUUUUACAAAGUUAUUGAGUUGAUGAUUCGUGCAGAAGAAGGUCUUUCAAGAGAAGUUGUCAAACAUCUGAAUCAUAUAGAAGAGAAAAUAUUAGAAAGCAUGGCGUGGCAAAGUGAUUCUCCUCUUUGGGAAGCAAUUGAAAAUUUAUCUAAUGUCCCAUCAUGUGAAGAAGUAAACUAUCCCCAUCAAGUAACUCCUGUUGCAGGCAUCGCUGCCACAAUGAAGGUUCAUCCUCGUGUUCGUCAAGUAGCUGAUCAAACUAACGCAUUAUCUAAUUCCAAUAAAUCAGAGAGCAAUUUCAUAUCUAAUACAAUGGUACAUGACAGAUUUAGCUCACCAGUUCCAGGGAGCGUAAAAAGAUGUUUGUUCCAGUCUGAUGAGGGAAAUAUAAUAAACGCUGCUGUUCGUACUCCAACUGUAGUAGAAAAUGCAGAUAAUCAAAAGCCGAAGCGCACUGGUUCUCUUGCCCUCUUCUUUAGAAAAGUCUAUCAUAUGGCCGGUAUCAGAGUAAAGGAUUUAUGUGACAAAUUAAAUAUUCCAGUCGGAUUACAAGCGAAAGUGUGGACAACAUUUGAACAAUCACUUAUACGGUGCACUUUUCUCAUGCGUAAUCGUCACAUGGACCAACUUAUCAUGUGUGCUGUAUAUGUGCUUGCCAAAGUCACACAACAUGACCAAUCGUUCCAGGAGAUAAUGAGGUGUUAUCGUAGUCAGCCACAAGCUAGCAGUCACGUUUAUCGAAAUGUUCUUAUUCACGAGGCAAACCCAGAUGAUGAAAACGAAUCUGAUAUAGAAGUUCGGGAUGAUUUAAUUCAAUUCUACAAUAAGAUUUAUGUUCCUGCCUUGAAAGAUUUUGUUAAAAAAUUUAGUACAUCUUCCAAUGCCAACAUGGAAGCUCCUCCGCUUUCUCCAAUGCCAACUUCUCGAUGUGUUGUCAAAUCUCCUAGAAAAGUUGUCGGGAGUUAUCAAAUAUAUAUCUCCCCUCACAAGAUAUGUGGUGAGACAUCUCUAAUGUCAACAAGUCCUGCUUUGGAGUAUAGCUUUCAACGAAGCCCAUCAACAAAUCUUCGUGAUUUCAAUGCAAUGAUAAGUCGACAUAAGCCGAUUCAACGCAAGCGUACUUUGGAUUUCUCAAAGGUUGAUGAUUUUAACACCGAUGCGGGAAACCACGCUCUUGCAUCCAAAUUGCAGAAGGUUCACGAUGAUCGAACAAAGCUCAAAUGAUGAUCUACAAUUAUUUUAAUUGAUAUUAUGAAAUUUUUUGGAUUUUAAAAUGACUUUUAAGCCCAAAUGGCUUCCAUCAUGUUUUAAUUAAAGGUUAUAAAUGGAUUUUAAUAAAUAAAUGUACAUAUUUUCCUCUCCCGUAUUUGAUGCAACAUUUUUAUUCCCGUUUACGAAGUGAUUAUUGCUCAUUGUUUUUGAAGGAAAAUAACUGGUUAACCUAAAUUGAGUAUUUUUGUCUUACGAAUAGAAUAUUCCUUUCUGUGAUAGAUAUUGAAUCA